UCUAAUUUACGUUAUUCUGCUUGCUGAUCAAAUGUUAGACUUAAAAGUACCUUACUGUAGGGCGUCUCCUUUAAGAGCACGGACCAACGGUCUCAGCGCCCAAUCGCGGCGCGUAAACUGAAAGUGUUGUUGUUAGCAACUAGCUGUUAGCUUUCAGCUAAUGUUAGCAAACCGAAGAGCUAACGGUGCGAGACAUUUGAUUAUCUCAAGCGAAUUAAAGUUGAGUUAACCUUUAGUCAUUUAAGUAAGUGGAACAAGUCUUAUCCAGUGUGUGCCUUCAACAAAAUCAAAAAUGACUUCUGCACUGUCGGAUCCAACGCUUGAGAGACAUUUUAAGGGUCAUCGGCACACUGUGACCAGUGUGGACUUCAGCUGCAACAUGAAACAGAUUGCUACAGGCUCUGUGGACUCUUGUGUGAUGAUCUGGAACAUGAAGCCUCAGAUGCGAGCGUAUCGCUUUGAUGGGCACAAAGAAGCUGUCACUUGUGUUCAGUUUUCUCCAUCUGGCCACCUGGUAGCCUCCACCUCUAGAGACAAAACUAUACGCCUUUGGGUGCCCAGCAUGAAGGCAGAUUCAACAGUAUUCAGGGCUCACACAGCGACUGUGCGCUGUGUUAAUUUCUCCGGUGAUGGACAGACUAUGCUGACAUCCUCUGAUGACAAGACCAUCAAACUGUGGACAGUCCACAGACAGAAGUUCCUCUUCUCUUUCACCCAACACAUGAACUGGGUCCGCUGUGCUAAGUUUUCUCCAGAUGAUGGUUUGAUUGUAUCAUGUAGUGACGAUAAAACCAUAAAACUGUGGGACAAGAAAAGUAGAGAAUGCGUUCAUACUUUUACUGAGCAUGCUGGUUAUGCAAGCUAUGUAGACUUUCAUCCCAGUGGGACAUGCAUUGCUGCAGCAAGUACUGAUACCUCUGUUAAGAUUUGGGACAUCAGAACCCACAAAAUGCUUCAGCAUUAUCCAGUCCACAGUGGUGCUGUGAACAGUUUGUCUUUCCAUCCUGGUGGUAAUUUCCUAAUUACUGCAUCCAGCGACUCCACAAUGAAAAUACUGGACCUGGUGGAGGGAAAGCUAUUGUAUACACUACAUGGACAUCAGGGUGCAGUCACAUGUGUGGCCUUUUCUAGAGCGGGGGAUUACUUUUCAUCUGGAGGUUCUGACGAACAGGUUUUGGUGUGGAAGAGCAACUUUGACGAAUGUAUUGAAAGCAGUAAUGGUGUCAAAUCGCAAUGUAAAAGUGCAGCGAGUUCACAGUCUCGGCCAGCCAGUUCAACAGCUCAUCUUCAUUUUAACUCACAACCGCCUGUCCUCAACAACCAGACCUUCGAAAGAGCCGAGCACCUUAACAGACCAAACACUCAAACUACGGCUCGCACUCUUAGUUUCGGCCAUAGUGACGGCCACAGUCGAGGGACUCACUCCCAUGCCCACAGAGACGCCGCCACCAGGUCACCCUCCACCCAGCAGACUCAGGGUUCACAACUACCUGCACACCAGGAUAAAGGCCUGUCUGAUGUUUCGGAUGGAAGGGUUCCCUCCAGUUUAGCCAACACCCUGGAGCACAUCAUAGGUCAACUGGACGUUCUCACUCAGACGGUUUCGAUCCUCGAGCAGCGGCUGACACUGACGGAGGACAAGCUCAAGGAGUGUUUGGAGAACCAGAUGGAGAUUGGACUGCAUCUCCAAAAUCGAGACGAAGGAAGAAGGUGGCCAAAUCAACACUGUUGAUGAUUACAAAAAAAAAAAAAAAAAAA
Xiphophorus maculatus (southern platyfish) is the source of this 1758-nucleotide messenger RNA. It is a transcript of the gene poc1a, whose product is annotated as POC1 centriolar protein A. Gene Ontology annotation, cellular component: ciliary basal body; centriole. The record is from RefSeq and is a predicted model, not a curated record. Lineage: Eukaryota; Metazoa; Chordata; Actinopteri; Cyprinodontiformes; Poeciliidae. Bases 293 to 1732 code for a protein of 479 amino acids. The transcript has 11 exons. Gene Ontology annotation, molecular function: protein binding. Gene Ontology annotation, biological process: cilium assembly.